Tachysurus vachellii is the source of this 398-nucleotide messenger RNA. Its product is annotated as mitochondrial ribosome and complex I assembly factor AltMIEF1-like. Lineage: Eukaryota; Metazoa; Chordata; Actinopteri; Siluriformes; Bagridae. The transcript is spliced from 2 exons. The record is from RefSeq and is a predicted model, not a curated record. Bases 186 to 398 code for a protein of 70 amino acids.
CUGUCGCGUGCGCCGCUGGUGGUCACGUGGUGUUGGACUUCCGGUGCCGGAUCUGAGGGGAUUGUGCAGCUCCGCUUUGAAAUAAAGGACAAAACGUUUAUUAAACUUUUAUAAACGAUCACAGUUUGUGGCUUUACUCCCUGUCCUGUAGGAAUAUGUGUGAGAGACUCUGAGAGCUCUCCCCGAUGGGCGGCUGGUCCCGCGGCGCCGUGCUGGAGCUGUACCGAGCGCUGCUCCGUGCAGGGCGCCACCUGCAGUACACCGACCGCAACUACUACAGACGUGUCAUUGCCCGCGAGUUCAGACACUGCCAGUCUCUCAGCGAGCCUCAAGAGAAAGAGGAAGCGCUGAAGAGGGGACAGUUCUUCCUCAACAGCUCUCUGGGAGGACUCGUCUAG